GGCAAGCUAUCGCUGUCUCCGAGCAGAAAUAUUUGUUUGGGAUCUGCAAAAGGGGAUUUUGGCUGGCAUUCUUAGGAUGUUUGCAUGUGUCAAUGUGAGAGGAGAAGUCAUCACCCACACGAGACGCUCCAGGAAACCAGCCGAGGUAAAAUAUGAGUGCUUGGAACAUAAAGAAUACAAGAGGAACAAAACACACACACACACACUUUAAAAUCAUUACUGUGAAGCUGAUGCUCACAUGCUUUGGGGGAGCUUGGUGAGGCAAGAGGAGUGCUGAGGAAUCUAAUCCAUCCAAGGCUAAUCUAUGAGGAGUUCCUUCGCUUGCGUACCAUUUCUCUCCCUCUCUCCUUCUCCCCACCCCUCCUUCAGUGACUUAAAUUUUCUCUUGGCUUUCUGAGAUCCUCAGUCAGCUUGAAUGCCACAGGACAGUGAGUCCCAGAAACUCCAGCAUUCCCUGGCAGAGCAUUUUUGGCAAAGACGGCGGAGGGAGAACGUGAAACUGGACACAUUCACCACCACAACACUAGAGCCAUGAAAUUCUACCUCUUCCUCUUCCUGGCAGCGUUAAAUGGUGGCAUCUCAACCUUCCGGCCUAUAGAAGUGUCGCCCUGUGAAAUGAGAGGUAUGGAGGCAUUUUGUCACGGCAAAGAUCUUCACCAGAUACCACCAGAGCUUCACCCGAACGUACAUAAAAUCGACCUCUCCAAAAAUAAGCUCCAGAACAUCACCGAGAGGCCGCUGAUGUUUUAUACCUCCCUCCGACAUUUGGACUUAAGCUCCAACCAUAUCGGUUUCAUCAAGUCUGAAAUCUUCAAAGAUAUGAGGAGUUUGGAGGAGAUCAACUUGGCCAACAAUCAGCUCUAUCAGUUGGCUCAGCACAACCUGUGGCUUGGAUCGCUCGCCCGAGUCAGAACACUAGACUUGUCCCGCAACAGGCUCUACAAUGGGAUGGCUGAACAUUUCAUCCACAAUGCUUCCUCACUUCAGUAUCUUUCACUGGCAGAGAAUAGCAUUAUUGAAAUUUCACAGAGGACAUUCCAGGGUUCUCCGGGUCUGAUUGAAGUAAACCUGCAUAGCAAUAUGAUCAUGGAGAUAGAGGAAGGAGCCUUUGAGACUUUGCCACAUCUCUCCAAGCUCAACCUUUCCAUGAACUCACUCACCUGUAUUGCUGGUUUCAACCUAAAGCAGCUGCGACUUCUAGACCUCAGCCGGAACAGCAUCGAGAGUUUCCAUUCCACCGAAUCUGAGGAAGAGUUCGGCCUGGUCUGGGUAGAUUUGAGUGAGAACAAACUUCUCCGGUUCCCAGUUCUCCCACAAGCAAGCAAACUGGCAUACCUGAAUUUAUCUAAGAAUAUAAUGCAGUUUGUUAUGUUGGAAUCUCCUAGUGAUGGUGAUAUGGAGUACAGCUGGAAAGACACACCAAUUGGCCUUCACUAUGAGGAUCAAAAGAGCAAUGGAAGCUCUCCAUACUUGCCCGGGCUGUUAUAUUUGGACCUGAGUUAUAAUGAGAUCAAAUCCGUCCCAAGCGAGUUCUUUAUUUCCAUGUCUGCCCUUCAGGUUCUCAACCUCAGCAAAAAUUGCCUUCAGACAUUUGUGGCUAGCACUGAGCUGGUCUCACUGGCCAUCCUUGACAUCAGUUUUAACUCUUUACAGAAUCUGGAAUGGGGUGCUGACACUCUGGGCAACUUGCAGGAGCUUUAUCUUCAGGGCAACCAUCUCCAAGCUCUACGGCCAGAUAUCUUUGCAAGCCUGCCUCAUGUCUGGCUGCUGAACCUGCAAAGCAACAACCUCAGUCUUUGUGGCCUAUUUUCAGGGCUAGCCAGAAAAAGGCUUGCAGGUGAGGACAAGGGCUGUGUCUCCUUUGUGGACCUUCCUGAACUUCAAUAUUUGUACCUGUCAGACAACAAGCUGAAGAGAAUCCCCAUGUAUGGUUUCUACAGAACUCAGCUUGUGGCCUUGGACCUCGCUCUUAAUCGGGGACUGCACAUAGAGGCCAAAUCUUUGUCAGGCUUGGAGAUGUCUCUAAAAUAUUUGGAUUUACAUGGUAACGGCAUGACAGCUUUGAGCAUAAACUUCCCUCUUUUCCCGUGUCUCAAAUACCUCAACUUGUCAGACAACCAGCUUAGCUGGCUGCCUGCGUGGUCUGAGGACUGCUGUGCUUUGGAAGUUCUGGAUUUACAAAACAAUCGCUUCAGCGACCUCAAGAGCAGUCAGAUUCCCGCUUUGGAGAAAAACUUACGGAACUUGCACCUGGCUGGCAACCCGCUCACUUGCUGUGGGAACCUGUGGCUCUCUCAUAUGAUCCACAGGGCCACCGUGGAGAUCCCCAACGUGGACCGCAUCAAAUGCCAGUAUGCCAAGAGUUUUGGCUAUGAAGAAGAAUUGGGUGUUAGAGACAUCAGGCCAGAGGACUGCGAGAAGGAGGACCUCAAGACGAUUAGCAUGUUGAUCUUGCUAGCGGCUGUACUGGCUCUGUCAUUGAUUGCCGUCGGAGUGGGAGUGUUUUGCUGCUAUCGCAGACACAUCUUUGGCCGACACUUUAAGGUGUAGACCGUGGGCACAUUCACAGGUACACUUAAAUCACUCCAUCACUCACCACUGGAUGAUUCACAGCCAAAGGUGUGAAUGGACCCCACGAAAGGGUGUGGGAGGUGAUAGGAUGAAAGUUCAAUGUGUGGAAUUAUUCUCUGUGAUGACUCAUUCAGACAUGCAAGGCAUCACUUGGUGGACGCAUUGAUGAGAAACACCUCCCUCAACUUCUUUCAGGGUUCCUUAGCCAAGGAAGAGAAAUCCAGUCAAUAUCUAGCCAUGGUUCCCACACUUUUGAGACCUGGGGCACCAUUGUUUUUUUUUUCUGGAUUAAAAUGGGAGGUGCAUCAUCCACUCUUACACUAAACAAAAGACACGCACAUUUCCCCCCAUCUGUCAGAGGGAUGAGAACCUCAUGCCCAGGGGGCAAAUAUCUUUCUAUCUGGUCCUCAGAAUUCUCAGGCCUUGAACUCUGAGAAUGCCUCUUGCCGCCCUGGAUGGAGAGAGAUGUGUGAUGUGUCAGCAGAGACGAGCAGACUGUACAAAGGCAAGAUUCACCUUCAGUGUUGCUCUUGCUUUUGCCUCUGACCUCACACUGGCAUUUCGACCCUGCAAGGUUGCACAAAAGAGAAUGCGGCCCUCAGGUUGGAAAAAGUCCCCCCCCCCAUUCUAUCAGAUUCCAGGACACUUGGCAAGCACCCUUCUUACUUCUUCAUGGAGCGCAUAGUGGCAGUGAGGGCCACCGACUUGGAUGGCUUUAAAAGGAUAGACAAAUUCAUGGAGGAUGAGGCUGUAAAUGACUACUAGCCAUUGUGGCUGUGCUCUGCCAUUAUAGUCAGAUGCAACAUGCUUCUGAAAACUAGUUGCUGGUAGCCACAGGGGGGCAGAGUGCUCUUGCACUCAGGUCCUGCUUGUGGGCUUCCUGUUGGGGUAUCUGGUUGGCCGCUGUGAGACCGGGAUGCUGGACUAGGUGGGCCACUCGCCUGAUCCAGCAGGCUCUUCUCAUGUUCUUGUGUUCUUACAGGAUACCCUGGUUAAUAUUGCCGCGGCAUCACAGUCUUGCCUUUGCUCAGUCAGAUUGGGCUGGGAUGCUGCCUGCUGAGCAGCGAUAAUGCUUCUGGUGCCCCCCUUCCUCUCCAGACUUGUCAGCUGUAAUGCAGACUUUGCAGGGAAUCCCAGUUCAUUAUUAUUAUCUUCCUUGGGAAUGAUGUCACUGCCUAUAUAUGGGCAGAGAUGAGAAGCAAUGCUGGACGGGAGCAUGCGCUGCCUAAGGCAGGGGAACAGAAGCAGAGUGACAAAUUCAGAAGUGCAGGCUGCCUCCAUGCCCCUCACAGCCACCCCCCUUUCCACAUUCCCUCAUCUCCCUUGCCUUCGAGUCCACACUCCACUACAACAGAUGUCUCUAGGAGCCAAUCAGCAUGGAAGGGGAGGUUGUGUGUUAGCUACUGAGAAGAGUCUUCUCAGCAGCCGAGUCACCUCCUUUCACUCUGAUUGGCUUCAAUCAGCAUGAAGGGGCAAGGACUCUUCUCAGUGGCUAACUUGAUUGGCUCCUGCAUAGGGACCUGGCUGGGACUCUGCUUCCAAAAAAGUACAAUUCCCCCCAUGACCCCAGAUGACUACACUCCUGCAUGGGAGGGGGACCUCAGGCCUGGGGGCCAAAUGUGGCCCUCUGUGCCUUUCUGUCUGGCCUUUAGGACUCUCUCCAGGCCUCACCACUCCUUAGCUAUUCCCUCUCCAGGCAACAUUCAUCUCUGGCCUUGUUUCAUAUCAUCCUUGAGUGUUUUUGCCUGGCUAGAAGGUCCUUGAACUCUGAUAAUGACUCUUGGUCAUCUAGAUGGAGGAAGAGGCCACAUUUCUCCAUUCAUCUUCCAGGGGCUGCAUGCCAGCAUCUUGUGUUACAUUCCAGAGGCAACAGUGGGCAUAGCAACAAAUCAUCAUCAUCAUCAUCAUCAUCAUCACUGUUUAUUUGUAUGCCGCCUUUCCAUAACAAUUUAUGCACAAGGCGGCUCACAACAUGAACAGAAAAAAUUACACAAUUCACUGCAAGAAACAAAUUCAAAUGGUCAAUAAGUUAACAAAAACAUACAAUAAAUUGAUACAUCCUUAUAAUUCCUAAUAAAAUCCAACAGUAAAAUACAGAAGCAUAAUCCCAAUAACAGCAAAACAAAAAAACUGACCAGCAGAAUUAAUUUUUUACCCAAACAGAAGCCCCUAAACAACAACCCACAGUCAAGGUGGUCUCUGGCAUCUUCAGGUAGUUAUACCUUUUGUAGCUGCAGUCAGUCAAGGCCCCGCCCUUCCAGGCCAGGUGGGAAGAGGCCAGCAAGCAGGGAGAGGGUCUUACAGCCAAGAUGGUCUCAUGCAAAUUUUGCCUUUGUACAGUAGGCUAGUUUCUACACACCCCUCCCUAUCCUCUAUCCAAGGAAGCAAGAGGUGUUAUCAGAGCUGAAAGACACACUCCAGCCAGGCACAAUCACUCAAGGAGAGCGCAAAGCCCUGGAAGAGUCCCGAGGGCCAGAUAGCAAGGCUUGGAGAGCCAUAUCCAGCUCCUGGACUGGAAGUUCUCCAUCCUUGGUAUAUCAGCCUUGUUGGAUGUAUGGACCAGCAUUUUUUCAUCAGUGACUUGACCAGAGGUUUUGCACAUUUCUGAUCCUGCAAAUGAAGACCUGGAGGAUUGAAAACAAAACAAGUUGGUUGUUGAGGCUUCAAAGUAAUAAACAACAGAUAAGUUUACCUUCCAUUUGUCAAUACGGAUCUUGUGUCUAGGGCAGACUUCUGUAACAUGGUGCCCUCUGUGAUGUUCCUGCUUAUAGUGUAAAUAUGGUAAGUGCUGUUUAUAUAGAAGACAUAUGGUAAGUGGAGUGAAAGAGGAGGGGGGAGUACAUGAGCAGUAGAAUGCUGGAUGAUUGGCUGAGCGUUUGAAUGGCUGGGAGUAUAAAUGGAAGAAUGACAGUUGAAUCGGGGUGGAUGUUGGGAGUGUGGAGAAAGAGGUGUUUGAGGGUGGAGGUCAGGAGUGUGGAGAAAGAGGGAGUUGGAGUUCUGAUUAAUAAUAAGUCAAGUACAAAACAGGAAUAGAUGAAACCAUACGCUUGUGAAACAUUCUAAAACGAAUCUUGUUAUUUCUGAUAUUUAAUAAAUACUUAUUUGGUUUACCAAAGGCCUGAUCCUUGGCUGGGGGAUAUACAUACCAGAAGGGAGGGCAAGGUAAUUACCAAGGCUGAACAGAAACAGUAUCUAAUGGUGGCAGCGGUGAAGGGAGAAAUAAUAACAAUUCAAGUAUCCAGAGCAACCCAGAGUUGUAUGCGUUAUCUAUAAAGAUACAAGGGGGUUGGGAACAGCAUAAGCAUGCAGUCACAAAAGUAACCAGCUAGAGAGAGACUCAGGCAAAGUCUCUGGGAGUAUUGGUUAUAGGACGUGACUGGUGGUGCUGCCUAGCA
Messenger RNA from Rhineura floridana, 5966 nucleotides. RefSeq names its product leucine rich repeat containing 32 (gene LRRC32). The transcript is spliced from 3 exons. The record is from RefSeq and is a predicted model, not a curated record. Lineage: Eukaryota; Metazoa; Chordata; Lepidosauria; Squamata; Rhineuridae. The coding region runs from base 532 to 2550 and encodes 672 amino acids. Gene Ontology annotation, molecular function: protein binding.